This is a messenger RNA of Calypte anna (Anna's hummingbird), 2623 nucleotides long. RefSeq names its product KH RNA binding domain containing, signal transduction associated 1 (gene KHDRBS1). Gene Ontology annotation, molecular function: poly(A) binding; mRNA binding. Lineage: Eukaryota; Metazoa; Chordata; Aves; Apodiformes; Trochilidae. The record is from RefSeq and is a predicted model, not a curated record. The transcript has 9 exons. Gene Ontology annotation, biological process: regulation of alternative mRNA splicing, via spliceosome. Gene Ontology annotation, cellular component: nucleus. Bases 152 to 1450 code for a protein of 432 amino acids.
CCGGCCCCGCACUUCCGGCCGUGUCGCCGCGGCGGUCGGUGUGGCUGCAGCGCUCGGCCCGGCCCGAUCCGCUCCGCUGCCGCCGAACCCUCGGUCCCCGCCCCUUCCCCUCCCCCCUCCCUCCCCCCUCCCCCGGCCCCGUCCCCAUCGCAUGCAACGCCGCGACGAUUCCUCCGGCCGCAUGGGCCGGGGGCCGGGGCCCGGCGGUGCCCGGCAAGGAGCGUCUCAGCAGCGGCGGCCGCCCCGGGGCGGGGGGGGCCGCGGGUCCGGCGGGGGAGCGCAGCCGCCGCCGCCGCUUCUGACGUCCAACGCCUCGGGCGCUGCCUCGGGCGCUCAGGGCUCCGGGGCUUCUCCGUCCCCGCUGCUGUCCGGAGGCGCCGCCAAGAUGGAGCCUGAGAACAAAUACCUGCCGGAGCUGAUGGCCGAGAAGGACAGCCUGGACCCGUCCUUCACACACGCCAUGCAGCUCCUCACCGCAGAAAUUGAAAAAAUUCAGAAGGGUGAAACAACAAAGAAGGAUGAGGAAGAGAACUACCUGGAUUUAUUUUCCCACAAGAAUAUGAAACUGAAAGAACGAGUUCUGAUACCUGUCAAACAGUACCCCAAGUUCAACUUUGUUGGAAAGAUUUUGGGACCUCAAGGCAACACCAUCAAAAGACUUCAGGAAGAAACUGGUGCUAAGAUAUCUGUGCUUGGGAAGGGUUCAAUGCGAGACAAAGCAAAGGAGGAAGAGCUGCGUAAAGGGGGAGAUCCUAAAUAUGCUCACCUAAAUAUGGAUUUGCACGUCUUCAUUGAAGUUUUUGGUCCCCCUUGUGAAGCAUAUGCUCUGAUGGCUCAUGCCAUGGAAGAAGUCAAAAAGUUCCUGGUUCCGGAUAUGAUGGAUGAUAUCUGUCAGGAGCAAUUCUUGGAACUCUCCUAUCUGAAUGGUGUCCCAGAGCCAGCCCGAGGCCGAGGAGUCCCCGUGAGGGGAAGGGGAGCAGCUCCACCACCUCCUCCACCCGUUCCAAGGGGCCGUGGUGUUGGUCCUCCCCCUCCUCCUCCUCCUCGGGGGGCCCUGGUGCGAGGAGCCCCGGUGCGCGGUGCCAUUGCCAGGGGAGCUGCUGUCACUCGGGGGGUUCCUCCUCCCCCAGCGGUCCGGGGGGCUCCUGCCCCCAGAGCACGUGCAGCUGGCAUUCAGAGGAUACCCCUUCCUCCUCCUCCUGCUCCGGAAACCUAUGAGGAAUAUGGCUACGAUGAUGCUUAUGCAGACCAGAGCUAUGAGGGGUAUGAAGGCUACUACAGCCAGGGCCAAGGGGACACAGAAUACUAUGAUUAUGGACACGGGGAUGCACAGGAGACCUAUGAAGCUUAUGGGCAAGAUGACUGGAAUGGAACCAGACCCUCCCUGAAAGCCCCUCCAGCCAGGCCAGUGAAGGGAGCCUACAGAGAGCACCCAUACGGACGUUACUGAGAAACAAACAUGAGGGAAAAAUAGCAGUUAUGAGCAAAACAGUUGUUACUGAUUCUUGUAUCUCCCGGGAUUCCCGUUGCUUUACCCACACCAGACAAGUAAUUGUCUAACUGUUUUUCUUCGUGGCCCUUUUUCUCCCACUCCAUCCUCACCCUGCAUUCUGGCUUCUGUACGUAGUAUUUUAAAAUGAGUUAAAUAGAUUUAGAGGACCGACUUUUUUUUUUUUUUUUCCUUUUUAAGUGUGUUAGAUGGCUUUUCUUUCUUUGUUGUUUAGGUAAAAAACAACUGUACCUUUUUUUAAUUAAAAAAAAAAAAAAAGAGUUAAAAAUGUUAGUUUCAAAAGUGACAUGCUUUGCUUAGCAGUUAUGAGAUUAAGGUUUUGUUAACCUUUUAAGUUUGGUUUUAAGGAACCCAUAAAAGUUGUAGUUGCAGAAUCCCAAAGUAGGCUACAUUUCAAAAUUCAGGGCUGUUUUUAAGAAUUAAAAUCAGAAUGUAACGGUAGUAGCUGCCACCGUUUAAAAGCAACCUCAGAUACCAAACUUUCCUUAAAAAGCAGAUUGCUGGUGAAUCUUAAGUUUAAAUUUUAAUACGAAGGAUCCUCAAACAAAUUUAAAUAGCAUUUUUAAAGCUAAUUGACUUAAAACAAAACAAAUUAGGUUUGUAAAAUUGAUUUUUCUUAUGUGGGUUUUGAAAUCUAGCCCCGAAAAUGUGUUGAGAGAUGCUUGGGAAGAAGAUGAUUUCCAGUGUAAAGGGGUUCUUAGUUUGGUUCUGUAUGAAGAACUUUUAAGGGAAAAACAAAUUCAAGCAUGGCUCGGAUUGCCCAGUGGUUGAUAUUAGAAGUAGGUCUGUAAAAUUAGUCUUAUUUUUUUUAUAGUGCUUGGGGCAGAUAACACAGUGCAAAUUUAAACUGGACAGAACUGUCAAUAUUAGCAAUCCCAUUGACUUGUUCAAGUGUAUCUCAGCACUAGCUUUGCAUAAAAAGGGACACUGCAGCUGAAAAAAUGAGGAAAAAAUUCACUUUGUACAUAGGAUAAAGUCCUAAUUGGAUUUGUACACUGUCCUCCCACUCUGUUCCUAAAUGCUACAUGUGUAAGUCUGCCUAAAUAGGUAGCUAAAACUUGUCAAAAUGUCUGCCGCAGUUUGUCAAUAAAGUUUAGUCCUUUUUUAAUCAAA